AUGACCCCUGAAGCCACUUCUCUUGGUCACAAGCACUUUGAUGUCAUCAAAUGCAAUGCAGGACCAACAGUCCUGGAUGACGAGGACCCCAAGUGCCUGCCCUCCAAGUGUCAGAGAGAAGAGAGGAAGGGGGUGACAUAUAAGGUGUUUUCAUACUCCACCACUUUGCUGCUCACCGGUCACUGCAAAUAUUCCACUUUUCCAGAUGCGUCAUCAACAACCAAGAUGGGGAACUACAACCAAACUUGUGUUGUGAAUGAUGCUAUUGCAUAUGUCACUCUGACUGUGCUCUACACUACAGUUCUUGUUGGUGGAACAAUUGGUAUCAUUAUAAUGACCUUGCUUUUAUAUAGAACAAACACCCGCUCUUUGACCACUACUGUAGUCAUUAAUCUUUUAGUGGUCCAUAGCAUCUUUCUUCUCACAGUUCCAUUUCGGAUCAUCUACUAUGUUGACAGACAGUGGUACUUUGGAUUUAAAUUUUGCAAGAUAAUAAGUGCCAUGAUACACAUUCACACAUACCUUUCCUUUAUAUUUUAUGUGGCUAUGCUAAUAAUCAGGUACAUCAGCUACUUCAAACAAAAGGAUAAGAUUGAGUUCUACAGAAAACUCCACUCGGUGGUGGCUAGCGCAGCAGUGUGGAUUAUCAUAAUACUUGUUAUUUUUCCUUUAUUCUAUGUGCGAUAUGGGUGGAGUUCUGAUGACAAUUCCACAGGACAGUGCUUUAGGUUCCACACAGCAUUAAGGAAUCCUGCUGUAAUAAACUUAAACUAUGUUUUGGUUGUGGUCGUGGUUAGUGUCAUAUGUCUUCUUCUGGUUGUACAAAUUUUCAUCAUUGUAAGGGUUGUUAAGAAACUGAGGAAAUCUGCUCUAGAUCAUCAAGAGUUCUGGGCCCAGUUAAAAAGUUUGUUUUUCAUUUUAGUCAUGAUAAUCUGCUUCAUUCCCUAUCACAUGUUUCGGAUCUACUUCAUACAUCAUGCAAACGAGUGCUACUUCUACAAUGAGAUCUUCCUCGGCAUAACUGCUCUCAGCUGCUUGGAUCUUUUGUCAUUUGCAGUACAGACUUAUUUCCAGAAAGUACUUAAACACAUGCCGUGCACCUUAACAUGCAUAUGUUGACCACUUCAUCAGAA
Molecule: messenger RNA, 1133 nt
Organism: Nanorana parkeri
Lineage: Eukaryota; Metazoa; Chordata; Amphibia; Anura; Dicroglossidae
Product: probable G-protein coupled receptor 141
Exons: 3
Coding region: 1-1119 (372 amino acids)
Biological process (GO): G protein-coupled receptor signaling pathway
Cellular component (GO): membrane
Molecular function (GO): oxysterol binding; G protein-coupled receptor activity
Source: RefSeq, a predicted model, not a curated record